CUUGGAUGGCUGGCUUUUAUUUGACCGCAUUCUCUGACUCCUCCCGCAUACCAGCGAUCACAUCGUACCCAACACUCCCUCCCAUCGAGUAGACCAGUAAUAGCAAACCCACAUGAUGAUUGACGAGGGCAAGCCUACUCCAGCUGGUCCACCACCAGCAUAUACACCGCCCGUUGGUCAAUCGUCUAGACCGCGGUCUACGCCAAGUCUAAUGGGUCAACCGCGGCAGCCAGCGGGUGUAUACAGCCCUGUACAGGAUAGGGGUGUAUUCGACAUGAGCAGGAGUGUAGAUGUUGGGCCACAAGGUCCUAUUGGACAAGGGCCAUAUCGGCAGUAUCCAGCACAACCAAUGAACACCCCCGUGAUCCUGUCUGUGAACCCCGCCGACCCGCGGAGUAUCUGUGCACAACAAGGGCACAUCAGAUCGACCACCUUCGGCAUACUAGGUGUUCUAUUCGCCAUCGUAUGCUUUCCUAUAGGCCUAGUCUGCUGUGUCAUGGACCGCAGAGAACAGUGCACACGGUGCGGGGAGAUAUUCUACAGCGGAUGCCAGUAGGGAUGGAGGGUUUUGAUAUGCGGUUAUUCUCUGUAUAUUGGUAAUGGUGUGACUUGUGGUGUCGAGUGUACGUUAUGAUCUUUAUGGAAUGUCUAUGUUUAAC
Molecule: messenger RNA, 659 nt
Organism: Dacryopinax primogenitus
Lineage: Eukaryota; Fungi; Basidiomycota; Dacrymycetes; Dacrymycetales; Dacrymycetaceae
Exons: 3
Coding region: 116-556 (146 amino acids)
Source: RefSeq, a predicted model, not a curated record